AUGUCAAAAACCACCUUCGCAGACCUGCCUACAGAAAUUCGUCUCAUGGUAUGGGAGGCCGCUUACGAUACAUCAUUACCUCGUGAGGUUGCAUUCCACUUUAGUAAAGACUUCAAAUGUAAGAAACGAGUAGAACCAUCACCCGAUGCCAAUUCAGAAGGUGCCUGUGACGUUCUCUUACAACUAACUCACGAAUCUCGAGAGUUCAUGAAGAAGAAGCUUGUCACAUUCUCAUCGGACUUCGAGGGGCGAGAUCUCGAUAUUCCCAGUCUGCCUGACUACUUCACAAGGAUGAAAAUUUCGACCUCUCGCAAGUAUAUAGAUCUUGCAAAGGACAAACUCUUCAUUUAUUCUGGCUACAUAAACCCACGCUUUUGGGUAAGAAACGUUGCUACAAGUCCUGAUACAGAACAAGUACCAUUAUAUGGAUAUGAAACAGUUCUCCCUCUAGAGGAUGUAUUUACCUUUAUGUUUGAUGCGGAAGCAAAGACGGCAGCUAAGACAUUAACCCAUCUCAAGAUCUCUUGCGACGUGAAUAGGAGAUUUGGGCUUAUUGCAACAGUUGCAAGUGAGGAGAGAACUGUCGCAUCCAUUGCUAAAGUCAAGGCUUAUCUGCCCUGCUUGCAGAAGCUGGAAAUCUAUUGCGAUAGCAAGCACUUUGCGCCCGUGGAAUGCUGGUAUACAUUACCAAAAGAUGAGUCCAUGGUAACUGUUGAGUACUGUUGUCCAGAGGAAGACUUGAGUUGUUCAUAUUCUAAUGAUGAGUCAACUCCUGAUUCUGAUUAUUCCGAGGAUUCUGAUCAAAUUGAGUCUUCAAACAACUCAGACGCUUCAGAUUCGGAUAAUGAUUCGUAUUAG
Molecule: messenger RNA, 858 nt
Organism: Hymenoscyphus albidus
Lineage: Eukaryota; Fungi; Ascomycota; Leotiomycetes; Helotiales; Helotiaceae
Source: the annotation of a GenBank genome assembly